AUGGACUGGGACGAUGACGCGCCUCCCGACCUUGUUGAAACUGCUCAUGCUUUGAUAGAGGAAGAGGUCACUGUCAAAGUUCCCAUAACAAUAGUCACCGGAUAUUUGGGAGCGGGCAAGACAACACUCCUGAACUAUAUCUUGACAGCUCAACAUGGCAAGAAAAUUGCCGUCAUAAUGAAUGAAUUCGGAGACUCGUUGGACAUUGAGAAGUCACUCACUGUCAACAAAGAUGGCGAGUCUGUAGAGGAGUGGCUAGAGGUUGGAAAUGGCUGCAUCUGCUGCUCGGUCAAGGACACCGGGGUCAAUGCGAUUGAGAGCUUGAUGGCGAAGCAAGGAAAGUUCGACUACAUCCUGCUCGAGACGACUGGUCUAGCAGAUCCCGGGAACUUGGCGCCCCUGUUCUGGGUCGACGAAGGACUCGCCAGCACAAUCUACCUCGACGGCAUCGUCACCCUGGUCGAUGCCAAGAACAUUCUCAAGAGCCUCGAUGACCCUGCGGGCAAGGUCGACGGCCACGACGAGAGCGACCAUCACGGCCCUGUCAUGACGACGGCUCAUGUCCAAAUCUCCCAUGCCGACGUCAUCGUGAUCAACAAGACGGACCUUGUGAGUGAGCAGGAGCUUCAAGCUGUCCAGGACAGGAUCAGGUCCAUAAAUGGGCUCGCAAAGAUCCAUAUCACCAAGGAGAGCGCUGUCCCUCGGCUGGAGGGAUUCCUGCUCGAUCUCCACGCUUACGAAAACGUCGUGGAGCUUGACAACUCCAAGGGACAUAGUCAUCUCGAUUCAACCAUAUCAACAAUAUCCAUACCACUCCCGGUGCUCGAUACACAGCAGGUGGGCAGGGUAGAUGCGUGGCUGCGGUCAGUUCUCUGGGAAAGCGUACUGCCGAAUGACAGCGAUGAGCACAAGGAGCCUUUCGAGAUACACCGUCUCAAGGGACGCCUGGUGAUACAAAACGGUGGGACAAAGAUAAUACAAGGUGUCAGAGAGCUAUUUGAGAUCUUCGAUGGUCCGUCUGGGGACCAUGAAGGCGCGAGUGAGUCAGGCAAGGUAGUCCUCAUCGGCCGCCAUGUAACAGACUUCAAUUUCCAGACGAGUCUCCUGGCAGCUAUUGCCCAACCUGAAUGA
Messenger RNA from Diaporthe citri, 1131 nucleotides. RefSeq lists its product as uncharacterized. NCBI's taxonomy places the organism in Eukaryota, Fungi, Ascomycota, Sordariomycetes, Diaporthales, Diaporthaceae. Bases 1 to 1131 code for a protein of 376 amino acids. The record is from RefSeq and is a predicted model, not a curated record. The transcript has 6 exons. Gene Ontology annotation, cellular component: cytoplasm.